Molecule: messenger RNA, 2631 nt
Organism: Cylindrotheca closterium
Lineage: Eukaryota; Bacillariophyta; Bacillariophyceae; Bacillariales; Bacillariaceae
Source: the annotation of a GenBank genome assembly
AUGCAUUGGUCAAGACAAGCCAUGGUGGUAUUCGCAGCACUUGCUUGUAGCCGACGAGUUUCUGCCUUCGUAAGGCAAUCGAGGGUCAGUCAGAGCGCCUUUGCCUCUUCUUCCAAGGGGGUUGUGGGCGCAGGAAUUAGACGACAAAAACCAAAGGUCUCAUCAGAUUCCCUAAUCAGAAUGGUGGAGCGUCUUCAAAAAGAUGAAGGAAAACACCUAGAUAUCCGUUUUGGCGCGAUGCAGCUUCAAGCAACAGUUGCCGAAAACGAGACUUCAGAGCCACAACUGCCUCCCGUUUUCCCAUUGCAGGGAAAGGACCCUCAAGAGGAGCCACCGCGAAUGCGUUUCGCCCCUUCCCCUACUGGUAGUCUUCACGUUGGUGGUGCCAGAACUGCUUUGUACAAUUGGUUAGUUGCAAAGAAGGGACAAUUAGAUUUCCCAAAUUCGGAAGCUGGAUUUAUCUUGCGCGUGGAGGAUACAGAUUUGGCUAGAUCUACCAAAGAAUCUGAGGCAUCGGUGUUGGAGGACCUAACAUGGCUUGGACUUCAAUGGGACGAGGGCCCAACUGAUACAAUCGAGAUUUCCAAAUACGGUCCAUACCGCCAGUCAGAACGUGGCAACAUUUACGUUCAAGCCGCCGAGAAGCUUUUGGAGGAAGGUAAAGCCUACCGAUGCUUUUGUACCACUGAGGAAUUGGAAGAGAUGAAGGCACAACAAGAAGCAGCUGGAAUCCCACCCCGCUAUGAUGGACGCUGGAGAGAUGCCCCUGAGGAAGAAGUCAACAAAAUGCUAGAAGACGGAAAACCAUUCACUGUUCGUUUCAAGGUCCCCGAGAAUUCGCGUGUUGUAAUUGAGGAUGUUGUUCGCGGAACCGUAGGAUGGGAUGCCGAGGCCACAGUUGGAGACUUCAUUCUUUUGCGAUCAAACAGAGUCCCUGUUUACAACUUCUGCGUCGCUGUGGAUGAUGCUCUCAUGGGAAUUUCCACCGUUGUUCGUGCCGAAGAGCACUUGACAAACACCGUUCGUCAAGCUCUUGUGUUGGAUGCUUUGGAUGCCCCUCGUCCACGAUAUGCUCAUUGCUCUUUGAUUUUGGGUGAGGAUAAACAAAAGCUAUCAAAGCGUCACGGAGCCACAUCAUGCAACCAAUUCCGACUCGAUGGAUUCUUGCCUGAUGCUAUGAUCAACUACCUUGCUCUACUAGGAUGGAACGACGGUUCUGACAACGAAAUUUUCACUCGCGACGAACUUAUCGAUGCAUUCGAGCUAGAGCGUGUUGUGAAGUCCCCUUCUGUCUUUGACAUGGAGAAGUUGAAGUGGGUCAAUUCUCAACACUUGAAAAUGGUGUCCCUUCCCGAGGUUGUGCAACUUGUCAAACAACAAUUCGAAUUUGAAAAUAUGCUUAAGGUUGGCACUGAUGAUAGCGACCUUGCCUUCAUUAACAUGUCGUACGCUGCCACUGCUUUAGCUCGCGAAAGAAUGCAAACAACCAAGGAUGCGGUGCUAAAUGCCAAGACUGUUUUUGGAUAUGAUUUGCCAGCUACGUUCAAUGAUAUUUCUGAUGCCGAGGCAAAGUCAAUGAUUGAGCAAGGCAACUUUUACAACCUAGCCACGCGCAUCUUGAGUGACUUUGAAUCAGAUGUAUUUCCCAUCCCAGAUGCUUCUACUGCGAUGGAUACAUUCCAAUCCGAAAUUGUGGAAUCCGCUGAGAAGCCUCAGCCCAGCGAGUUUGUCGGAGCCUACAAGAAGUAUAUGAAGACACUGUCGAAGGAAAUGGGAGUCAAGGGCAAGAAUCUUUUCCACCCGGUGCGACUAGCACUUACUGGUGAGAUGAGUGGACAAGAGGUCACACAGCAAUUAGCAAUAUUAGUCAUGGCAUCGGCGGACGACACUUGUAUCGAUGCUGGCAAGGCUGGCGUUGUUUCCGUUAGUGAAAGAAUGGACCGAUUGAAGGCGUUCUGUGACAGUAUCCCGGAGCAAUUCCAAACUCCAAAGGAUGUUGAACAAAAGUCUAGCAAGAAGGAUACCAAGGGAGGCAAUGCCAAGGCAUCAAGAUCUAGCUCUUCUGAGACCACUACUGGUACCCCAGUAGAUGACAAGGAUCCCAAAGAUUCAUACGAGGGACCACCGAUCACUGCCUUAGAUAUUCGCGUGGGACGAAUUACCAAGGUUUGGGAGCACGAAGAGGCCGAUAAACUGUACUGUGAAGAGAUUGAUGUUGGCGAGGACGAGCCAAGAACAGUUGCAUCUGGUUUGAGGCCUUAUAUGAAGGCUGAAGACAUGGAAGGCAAGCUGGUUUUGGUACUGUGCAACCUUAAGGAACGAAAAAUGGUUGGUUUCCCCAGUCACGGUAUGGUACUCUGUGCUUCAAAUAGUGAUCACACUGAUGUUAGACUGGUCAACCCUCCAAUCGAUGCCAAGGUUGGAGAGAGAAUCACAAUUCCAGAUUUCAACUUUGAAGGCGAGGAUGCCGAGCCUUUCGCUGAAAACAAGGUCGGGAAGAAGAAGGUUUUCGAGAAGAUUGCUCCACAUCUAGUUACAUCGAAGUAUGGUGUUCCAGAAUUCUUGGGAAGACCAUUCAUGACAAGUGCUGGUGUUUGUACCAGUGCCAUUGCAGAGGGUACAGUAGCUUAG